AUGAGAAUUCUUAAUCCACUUUUCUGCUCAACGAUUCUUCUUAUAUGGGUGUCAGAAGCGCACGCCUUGAUUCUUGCACCAAGUGUAAAAUUCUGGGGACGACGACGGAGUGAACAACGAAGUAGUGGCAAACGUAUUAAGAAUUGGCGGUUUACUCGACGUCGGUGUGAUACAACGUCCUGCGAGUGGCAUUGGGGGUCGUGUUCGGAAGAAUGCGGGGGCGGAAGACAGUCGGCUGUUUUAACACGAAGCCAAGGUCAAUGUGGAUCCUGUAAUAGACCAUCGGGUUCGAGACCAUGCAACACGCAUUGUUGCGAAGCUUUAUCGUUUCGUGUUUUGGUCUUAACAGUAAAUUGUCGAUGGGAUUCGUGGUCAGGAUGGGAGCAAUGCUCUCGCAAUUGUGGAGGUGGAACGCAAUCUAGAUCAAGAGAUUACUACAGAUCCGCAAGAUGCGGGGGAUCAUCCUGCUAUGGCCCAGGUAGUCAAUCUCGAUCUUGCAAUAUUGGUUGUUGUCCAGUUCACUGCUCGUGGGGGAGUUGGGAAGCAUAUGGGUCUUGCUCAGAACAGUGUGGUGGUGGAACUCAAACUAGAUCUAGAAGCGUUGCCAUUUCUGCUUUCUGUGGCGGGUCUGGUUGUUCUGGCUCAAGCACUGAAUCUCUGCCGUGCAACACCCAAUGCUGCCCUGUGGACUGUCAGUGGUCAUCUUGGAAUCCUUUUAACACUUGUUCUGUUUCGUGUGGAAAUGGGACCCAAUCCAGAUCUCGCAAUGUUGCCAUUUCUGUUUCUUGUGGUGGUAACUCAUGUGCUGGGGUUCCAACAGAUACUAGAUUGUGCAACACUUUAUCCUGUCCCAUACAUUGCACAUGGGAAAACUGGACACACUGGGGAGAAUGCAACGUCACAUGUGGUGGGGGGACGCAGGAACGUAAACGAGAGAUUGCAAUUGAAGCAAUGUACGGAGGAGUUGGUUGCAAUGGAUUCGCAUCAGAAAGCAGAUCAUGCAAUGAGAUUUGCUGUCCUGUAGCAUGUGAAUGGGAAGUUUGGGGUUUGUGGGAAAAAUGUUCAAAAUCAUGUGGUGCAGGUGUCAAGGAAAGAAGAAGAUAUAAGUUGGUGAAAAAAAGUUGCGGCGGUGAAAUGUGUUCUGGAAACGCAAACCAAGUCCAACUAUGCAAUGAUGCUUGUUGUCCAAUUGAUUGUAAAUGGACCGAAUGGACAAGCUGGAACAGAUGUUCCACGACUUGUGGUGGGGGAAUACAGAGCCGUAAACGUGAAGUGGCAACUCAGGCAUUUUGUGACGGACUGCCAUGUACUGGAGCCACAAAUGAAACAAGAACAUGUAGUUUAAACUGUUGUCCAGUUGAUUGUGUCAUUAGUUAUUGGUCUGAAUGGGGUAGGUGUUCAGCUACAUGUGGACCUCAUGGCUAUAAAACUAGGACAAGAAACAUAAUAAAGGAAUCCCAGUGUGGUGGGCAAACAUGUAGCAAUGAUUUGGUUCAAACCUCAACUUGCAACAGAGAAUGUUUCAAUGGUGGAAAUGUAACAACAACUGAAUGCAUUUGUAAGGCAGGGUGGGCAGGCAUAUGCUGUGAAACAGAUGUCAAAGAAUGCCAAACCAAUCUACACAACUGUGAUGUACAUGCUGACUGUAUUAACACAUUCGGGGGAUUUUACUGCAUUUGUAAAGAAGGUUACACUGGAGAUGGAAUAACAUGUUUAAAUAUCAAUGAGUGUAAUGCAAGUACAACAUGCCAUACAAAUGCGAAAUGUACAGACAACCAAGGAAGUUACACAUGUGCAUGUGAUGAUGGUUAUACUGGUGAUGGCCAAUCAUGCAAUGAUAUUGAUGAAUGUUUUGAAGCACAAAAUGAAUGCGAUAUAUCAGCUAUUUGCAAAAACACUGAAGGCUCAUACACUUGCACUUGUAAUGCAGGGUAUACAGGAAACGGCACUUCAUGCCAAAAUUUAAACGAGUGUAAUUUUGAUAUGAAUGACUGUGACCAGAAUGCUGAUUGUGUUGACAGACCUGGAAGUUUUACUUGUAUCUGCAAUGAUGGUUACUCUGGCAACGGAACUGUUUGUACUGAUAUAAAUGAAUGUGAAGCAAGUCUUUCACCAUGUCACAGUAAAGCUACAUGCAUAAACACAGAUGGAGAAUAUCAAUGUAAAUGCAAGGAUGGAUUUACAGGAAAUGGGACAGACUGUAGCGACAUAAACGAGUGCAUUGAAAUUGGAGGAUCGUCUUCAUUAUGCUCUUACCACUCUAGCUGCAUCAAUUCACAUGGAUCAUAUCAUUGUGACUGUAAUUCUGGAUUUAAAGCAGACAUGCUUGGACAAUGUAUUGAUAUUAACGAAUGCAUACAAGAAACACAAAACGUCUCAGUUUGCAACCUUAACGAGUAUUGCUAUAAUAGUGUUGGAAGUUACAACUGUUUAUGCAAAGCGGGAUAUGAAAGAAAUAGUGAAACAGAUUGUGCAGACAUUGAUGAAUGUGUAUUGGGGAGUCAUUGCUGGAACAAUUCUUACUGUCAAAAUACAAUUGGAAGCUACGCAUGCCUGUGUGAUACUGGAUACACUAAGACUAAUGUAACAAAUGGAACAUGUCAGGACAUCAAUGAAUGCUUGCUACUAAACCAUGGUUGCCACACCAAAGCAACCUGCUAUAACUUAGAUGGAGAUUAUGUUUGCGAGUGUAAUGGUGGUUACAAGGGGAAUGGAACAUACUGCGAAAAUAUAGAUGAAUGUUUAGAGAACACAGCUUACUGCCAUAGAGAUGCAACUUGUAGCGAUACUGAGGGUUUCUAUGCUUGUAUUUGUAAGCAAGGCUACACUGGUGAUGGCUUAUAUUGUACAGACUUGAACGAAUGCAAAGAUCCAAACAGCUGCUCUGCCGUAGGAUCCGAAUGCACCAACCUACCAGGAAGUUACUCUUGCGCUUGUAAACAAGGAUACUCUGGGGACGGAAGCCAAUGUUCAAAAAAAUCCCCACCAAGACCGGCGGACCAGUUCAGUGCAGAAGCUAUCGGAUCACAAACCAAAGCACAAAGUGCUUCUACAAUGCUCGCUCUCUUUGCAACAGUGGGGGCGGUUGUGUUCUUUAUGGUUAUGUUCAUCGCUGUAAGGAUAUACAAGAUACGGAAUAAAAAACAAUAUACGCCACAAAGUGAAGGAACCUCGAACCCAAUGGCUAUCAACGGGGAAAUAAACGACGACGACUUGUAAAAGGAACCGUAAUUAUAUUGCGAAUAUUGUGAUUUGGGAUUUAUACCAGCCACAAUGUUGUUUGAAAAUUUGAGUGAGGUUUUACCCGUGGUGUUUUAACGACUGUAUAGUUUUGUUGCUAAUUUCCUUUUCCAUGUUGUUUUACUUAAACUGAUCUUCUCUAUAGAGUAACUGCUAUUAAAACGAUAAUUUAUGUGUUAAGUUUAAUAUUUACACGAAGUUAAAUGUAAAUAAAUAUCUCAUAUAAUAAGUAUGUAUAGCAUACCAAUUAA
This is a messenger RNA of Ciona intestinalis (vase tunicate), 3491 nucleotides long. The record is from RefSeq and is a predicted model, not a curated record. Lineage: Eukaryota; Metazoa; Chordata; Ascidiacea; Phlebobranchia; Cionidae.